Lutzomyia longipalpis is the source of this 1824-nucleotide messenger RNA. RefSeq names its product slit homolog 2 protein-like. Lineage: Eukaryota; Metazoa; Arthropoda; Insecta; Diptera; Psychodidae. The record is from RefSeq and is a predicted model, not a curated record. The coding region runs from base 36 to 1637 and encodes 533 amino acids. Gene Ontology annotation, molecular function: protein binding. The transcript is spliced from 2 exons. Gene Ontology annotation, cellular component: extracellular matrix.
UUGCAAAUCAGUCAGUUGAAACGAUCACAUUGAAAAUGUUAAAGAUUCAUUUGAAAUUUUCUUAUAUUCUCAAAUUUUUAAUUCUUGUAACUUUUGUACCAAAAGUGUUUUGUAGUUCGUGCGAAGAAGAUGCUUUUGGGGUAACUUGCAACACUAUUGCUGAUCUUCUGCAAUUCCCACGACCAGCUGAACAGAGAAUAGUUAAUGUACGGGGUUUGGAUGAUUCUGUGAUUGAGGAUUUUAUUUGUGACGAGCCAAAAUUUAGGAAUUUCUCAUCUGUAACGAAACUAUGGCUCAGCAAUGUUCGUCUUCGUCGUAUUACGGAUAAAUGUUUGAAGGGAUUGGAUAAAAUUGAGCAAAUUGACCUUGGAGUAAAUAGUUUAACAGCCAUUAAUAUGUCUGUUUUUAGGGCAUCCCCAGCAAUGAAAAUUCAGCAUAUUUUUAUGCGAAAUAAUCGAAUUUUGGAGAUUGAUUUUGCAAAUGAGCAAUUUGAGGCCCUUGAGGGGCUCUACCUCACCAACAAUGGCUUAAGAACAAUUCAGAUUACCAGCAAAAUCUUGCCGAAAGUUAAUCAUUUAGUUAUUGAUGUAAAUUUGAUUUCAUCAUUUAAAAUUGAAAGUCAAACACUCUAUAGUUUAGACAUGAGUUACAAUCGAAUUCAAUCCUUUCAAGGAUCAGAUCUUGUUGCUCCUGCUUUGAUGGUUUUCUUCCUUCAAAAUAAUCUUUUAACCACACUUUCACCCGAAAUGCUGAUCAAUCUGCCAAUUCUUCACGUUACCUAUCUUUCUGAGAAUUCUCUAACUAAAGUCUCCUUCCCGAAAUUAAAACAUCUCAAUUGGUUAGAUUUGGAAAGGAAUGCAAUUAAAAGCUUAAAUGAUGUCAAUGUCACAGCAGUUGAACAAAUAAGCAAUUUAAAUCUCAAUUCAAAUGAUAUUCGCCAAUUAAAUGAUGAUGGAUUUAUUUUUAGAAAUCUAACACAAUUUUCUUGCGAUUUCUGUUCAAUUCAAAGCAUUGAUCCACAUUUUUUUGCCAACAAUAUGAGACAUUUAAAUCGACUCUCUCUAGCUUCGAACAAUUUAACAAGCUCUGAUAUCUUCAAAGGUGAGAAGACCUUUGAAUUAACUAACAUUGACUUGUCCAACAAUGAUAUUAGAGCUAUUGGAGGAGGAGACUUUGACCGAUUAACUAAACUAACCCACAUCUUAUUGGAUAACAAUAAAAUCUCCGAAAUUGAUGAAGGAGCUUUCAAUGCAACCAAUGAAAUUCAAUUUGUGAGUCUCAUCAAUAAUACUCUCUUCCAAUUACCUGAGAAUCUCUUUGAAGCAACACCACUACUCAGAACACUACAACUUAGUGGAAACUACUUAUCCUACCUCCCACUUCAUGAAUCUAACAGCAAAACUUUUAGUAAAUUAGAAGAGUUUCUUAUCGAUAGGAAUCCUCUUCAGUGCAAAUGUGUGGAAUUAAUUAAAUCCUGGACAGAAAGGAAUAACAUCUCAUUGACGAUUAAUAAUGAAAACAUGACAAAUGGAAACCAUUCUAUAUGCAUUAAUAACGAGCAAGGAUGCCAAAAGGACGUUGGAAGAGAAUUUGUCUAUGGAAAUAUCCUAAAAAAUGAAGAAGAUAAAAAUGAUUAAUGAGUGAUUAAUUAAAAAUUAUUUCAAGAUUUUUUAAUCCAGAAAAGAAAAAGAUUUAUCAAUAAAAUUAUAGAGUAAAGAACACUUCAGAUUAAUUCACAAUGAAAAAGCAAAGUCCGGAGCGAAGAAUUUUAUUGGAAAUGCUGUUGAUUCAAUAUUUUUCUUUGAUUAAAAGUUGGUAUAAGUA